GCCCUAAUUAUUCCAACAACACUUACCUUUCCAAAUGGAGAAUAAUUUCUUAUGGUUCUCCAUUCUUUUGAGUCUUAUAGUCUUAAAGUGUUUGAUCCUCAAUGUAGGAAAGAGACUCAAAAGUAAAAGCAGUGAUAAUAAUACAACCUCAAAGCUUCCUCCAGGUCCUUGGAAGCUACCAAUCAUUGGAAGCAUACAUCACAUGAUUGGCUCCCUGCCCCACCACAGCAUGAGAGAAUUGUCCCAAAAAUAUGGUCCUCUCAUGCACCUAAAACUUGGAGAGACUUCAGCCAUAGUGGUCUCUUCAAAAGAAAUUGCCAAAGAGGUGUUGAAAACAAAUGAAAUCACAUUUCCGCAAAGACCACGCUCUCUUGGUUUAGAAAUUGUUUCUUAUGGUUGCACUGACAUUGCUUUUUCCCCCUAUGGAGAGUAUUGGAGGCAGCUACGCAAAAUAUGCACAUUGGAGCUGUUGAGUGUUAAACGUGUGAGAUCAUACCAAUCAAUUCGAGAGGAAGAGGUGUCGAAAUUAAUUAGAUAUAUUUCUAUUAACACUGGAUCUACCAUCAACCUUACAGAUGAAAUUUUAUCUUUGACAUAUAGCAUCACUUCAAGGGCAUCUUUUGGUGAUAAUUGUAAGGACAAUGAAGCAUAUAUCUUGUUCAUGAAGGAAUCUAUGUCUGUGGCUGAGAGUUUCAGUAUUCAUAAUUUGUUUCCCUCCCAGCAUUGGCUACAUGUGAUUAGUGGAAUGGUGCAUAAAUUGAAGAGAUUGCAUAGAAGUGGUGAUAUGUUUCUUCAAAAUAUCAUCAACAACAAAGUAACAAAAAAGACGAGUGAAGAUGGAAGUCUUUUGUCCUAUCUUUUGAAUCUCAAACAUGAUGCUUCUAAUCCUGAUGGAUUUCAUUUGACAAUCAACAACAUUAAAGCCGUUAUUCAGACUAUGCUUAUUGGUGGAAGUGAGACAUCAUCCUUAACUAUACAAUGGGCUUUCUCAGAAAUGCUGAAAAACCCUAGAGUAAUGAAAAAGGCUCAAGAAGAAGUUAGACAAGCUUUUGGUAGCAGAGGAUAUGUUGAUGAAAAAGAUCUUCAAGAACUGAAAUAUCUAAAAGCAGUUAUUAAAGAAACAUUAAGAGUGCAUCCUCCUAAUCCUGUCUUUCCUAGAGAGUGUAUUGAAACUUGUGAGAUAAAUGGAUACACAAUACCAGCUGGAACACAAGUGUUUGUGAAUGCAUGGGCAAUUGGAAGAGACCAAAAGUAUUGGAUUGAAGGAGAAAAGUUUUAUCCAGAGAGGUUCUUGGAUUCUUCAAUUGAUUUCAGAGGGUCUAAUUUUGAGUUCAUACCUUUUGGUGCAGGAAAGAGAAUGUGUCCUGGAAUCUCUUUUGCUGCAUCUAGUAUAGAACUUCCUCUUGCACAGUUGCUGUAUUCUUUUGAUUGGAAACUCCCCUCUGGAACCACUCAUGAAAAUUUUGACAUGACUGAAUCCUUUGGCGCUACAGUGAAAAGAAAAAGUGAUCUAUUUGUAAUUCCAAUUCCUUACAAUCCUUGAGUAAGACACAACAUUGAUUAAACAUAAGUGCAUGCAACAGGGGAGAAAAUGUGGUGACAAAAUUUGCUAUGUGUGAGGCUUUCUAGGUUACUUAUGUCAAACGUGGAAGAAAUUUGCAUUUUGAGGAAUGGAAACUUUAAGAAACAAAAUGAGGAAUACAAUUUGAACAUGCACUAUAGACAGAACCCACUACAAUUCUAACUGGUUAGUCAACCAACCAGACAUUGUCGUUGGAUUUCUGGUAGUGAAUGUAUUGUGGUGGAAGUGAAUAUAUAUCUGGAUUUUGAUGUAUCUGAUGUUCUGUUGGAUUAUGUGAUGUUCUGUUGGAUUGGAAAAGUUAAGAAUUGUGAUAGAUAAUAUUUUGAACCUAAAUUCAUCCAAGUUUAUGUCAUGGUACUGUGUAUUUCAGAUAUACUUUAUUAAUCGUGUUACUUUUAUUAUGUAGAUGAAAUGGUAUUGAUGAAGAAAUGGUUGCGUACCUCUUAUCAUU
Molecule: messenger RNA, 2033 nt
Organism: Medicago truncatula (barrel medic)
Lineage: Eukaryota; Viridiplantae; Streptophyta; Magnoliopsida; Fabales; Fabaceae
Product: cytochrome P450 71D11
Exons: 2
Coding region: 35-1543 (502 amino acids)
Molecular function (GO): heme binding; monooxygenase activity; iron ion binding
Source: RefSeq, a predicted model, not a curated record